This is a messenger RNA of Notechis scutatus (mainland tiger snake), 5048 nucleotides long. RefSeq names its product vascular endothelial growth factor A (gene VEGFA). NCBI's taxonomy places the organism in Eukaryota, Metazoa, Chordata, Lepidosauria, Squamata, Elapidae. Gene Ontology annotation, biological process: induction of positive chemotaxis; positive regulation of mast cell chemotaxis; positive regulation of endothelial cell proliferation. Gene Ontology annotation, cellular component: membrane. Gene Ontology annotation, molecular function: chemoattractant activity; growth factor activity; vascular endothelial growth factor receptor binding. The record is from RefSeq and is a predicted model, not a curated record.
UAUAUAGUUAAGAGAACGAGAGACAGCGCUACCCGGAGCAGGCUGCGCUUCUGCUACUACUCCGCCUAACAUUCGGGAGAGAGAGGCAGAGCGAGCGAGAGGAGCGAGAUCGGAGGCGUUCAUUGACAUAAAAGUGAAGACGCUCUCGCUCAACUCCUCAGCUUGAUCAGAGCGACCGCCGAGCAAAGAAGAAGGACUUAAAGACAACCCGACCGAGCCGAUCCACCCCUCGCUCCUGGAACCAUGAACUUUCUGCUCACUUGGAUCCAUUGCGGGUUGGCGGCGCUGCUUUAUUUCCACAACGCCAAGGUGUUGCAGGCUGCUCCUGCCCAAGAGGAUGGAGAGAAGCAACCAGAAGAAGUUAUCCCAUUUAUGACGGUCUUUGAGCGGAGUGCCUGCAGGCCCAUUGAGACCAUGGUAGAUAUUUACCAGGAGUAUCCUGAUGAGGUGGAAUACAUGUUCAAACCGUCCUGUGUGCUCCUGAUGAAAUGUGGAGGAUUCUGUAAUGACGAAGCGCUAGAAUGUGUGCCCACAGAGGUGUACAAUGUCAGCAUGGAGAUCAUGAAACUCAGACACUUACAGAGCCAGCAUAUACAACUGAUGAGCUUCCAGCAGCACAGUAAAUGUCAAUGCAGACAAAAGAAACCAAUAAGAAUUAAACAAGAAAAAAAAUCAAAGCGAGGAAAGGGGAAGGGUCAAAAAAGAAAGCGCAAGAGAGCCCGGUAUAAACCACAGAAUUUUCACUGUGAACCUUGCUCAGAAAGGAGAAAGCACUUGUACAAACAAGAUCCCUUGACCUGUAAAUGUUCCUGCAAAUUCACAGACUCACGUUGCAAGUCGAAGCAGCUUGAGUUAAACGAGCGCACUUGCAGAUGUGACAAACCAAGGCGGUGAGCAGCAGAGAAGAAAGGGAGUGCGGGCGCAGCCUUGAUUCUGGAGCCUGACAUCUCACCUGGUCAGAAACAGAAAACAAACACUAAUCCAAAUGAACACUAAAAAUGAAGGAUCAGCAGCGCACAGCACUUUUGAGUAUGAACGAUGGACUCUGGAAGGAACAUUCCCUGAGGAUCUGCGCAGGAUUCACCUAUUGGUUUUGAACUAGUUUUACAAAAAAAAAAAAACUUUCCUUCUCAUGCUGCUAAGAUAUAGAGCCAGGGAGAGUGGAGUGGUAUAUGCUUGGGACUCCCAAAACACAUGAAGUAUAUGUAUAUGUAUAUGUAUGUAUAUAUAUAUACUGAAUUUCUAAAACAUUGCUAACAUUAUUGGUGUCUUCACUGGAUAUACUCAACUGCUGUGGACACAAGUGGGCUAUUUGGGACAUAGAAAGAAACUACGACUGGACUCCAGUCAAUACUGCUCAAUAUAUUCUUCAUACUCUUCCUGACCCUCUAAAGCCUGCUGGUCUCACUUCCUGUCCCCACUCUCCUGCCCCACUCCCGUGUGGUGAAACAUUUGUACGAGAAGAGAUGGCAGGGGAUUCCCAAAAUGGCACCUUGGAAUACUGUGUGGGUCAAAAGGUCAAGGAAAUAACUUUUAAAUGCUGGAACUGAUCAUUCAAUCAAAUUCCCUUCCCCUUCUUUCUCGAAAAAUCUCUUCUGAGUCUGGCUUACUAUCUGUUAGCUUCACUGGGUUGUUGGUGUAUAUUUUUGUAUUGACUUGCUGCAGGAACAUUUUGCCACAGAUAAUGUGUUUUGGCCUUAAUGAUGGGAAAUGGCUGACGUUUGGACAGCUCAAGGAGGCAUCCCUGGAAUCCUGCCAUCCCUGUUGGCUACUUAAAUAAUGGAUGUCAUAUCGGCAGAAGGAGAUGGAGGAAAGAAGGGGAACUAACAGAGAGCCGGGCAGUUGAACCAGCACUGUCAACCAUCAUGCACAGAGCUGCCACUGAAGAUACUUCUGGAACUUUUCUGGAAAGGGAUAUUAAUUUAAGUAUAUAUGCGCAAUAGACAGGAUGUGUGAGUGUGUGUGAGUGAGGGGGUACAUACAUACAACUGUAUAGGUUUUUUUUUUUGUGCCUAAUAAGUUUUAAAUUGGCUUGUUACAUUUUGGCCCUUCGAGGGUAAAGCUGGUGAGAGCUUAUACUUUAGCAUUGUAAAUUUGUUACUCUCAGUCUUGACCUAUGAAUAUAUUAAGACAUAUUGUUCUUUGCUGGACUUGUAGAUCUUAUUACCACCACAAAAAAAUUAGCAUAGAGUCUCCCCAUUAUCAAUAAUAUCUGAUAAUUAGGCCCAGCCACCCAGAUAUGACUUGCAUGAAAAGUCAGUGGGACUGUACAUUGAAUUCCAGAGUUACUCUGCGCCCAGUGUUGGCAGAAGAACUUUUGAAUUAAAGAGGGACCUUGUGUGGCAUUCUAAAACAACCUUGACUUCCCUAAUUAAGAAUAUUCUACAGUUAAGUUACAGAGAAUAUGGAGGAUGAAAGGAGCCAUAUGAUUUUGGGGUGGUUCUAAAUGUGCUGUUCAGUUAUUCACUGCAUGAGCUGAAAUAAUAUUAAACAACACUGCUAUAGAGCAGAUUUAAGAAGGAAGACAAAACCACCAUGCUUCCCUCUAUUCUUAAAGCUGUACCUAUUUCCAAAUUAGGCAAUUCACCUUGAUAUUUACUUUUACUUUUCAAGUGCCCACUGUAGUCAUUACAAAAUGUGAUUGUUUUAUCCAGUUUCCCCAUUGACCUAUACAGACCAGCCAUGUAAGCUUUUGGUUAGCCUCCCUCAAUCCAAGCUCUUCCAUAGCUGUUAAGAGUUCAGAGCCAAUAUUCUGAAUCAGCAAGGCAAAUAGGCGGAGGAAAGUGGGAAUUGCUGUUGGUUAGUUCCGGAAGGUAGCAGAUUGGGGAAGGCUAUCUCAAGCUUUUUCUGUUAGUUUCUUGAAUGGUUGAUUGUUGUAUUAUUCCUAUAACAGUUUUGGAACUUAAUUGAAUAGCCUUAAGUGCUUCUAUGCAAAAAGAUUUAAGUUCAAGUGCGCACAGAGUCUGAUCUAAGUCCCAGAGUUAAUAGCAUUCUAACAGGUGUGGAUUUUGGUUCAUCACCAAAAUCUAAGCCAGUGUAAAUCUGAUGAAAGGGGGAGGAGUGAUGGUUUUCUUUUUUGCAUAUAGGUCCAAAACAACAGAGGUUUUUUUGAUAAUUGUUUGUAACCAAGCCAGUAUAUAUGUAACUUUCAGAGACAGUAAACAAAGCUCUAGUACCAGGCAAUUGGCAAGAUUCCAUUUAAUUCUGGUUUGAAGAUGUCCUUUGAACAAUGUUACUCAGAUUGGCAACUUUAAAAUAUGUGGACUUUUAACUCCCAGAAUUCCUCAGCCAUGGGGGUUCUUACAGUUGAACUCAUACCUCUUUAAAGUUGUCAGGAUUGAGAAACACUGCCUUAGAAUAUGGAACUUGGACCAGCCAAUCUGAUUCGUUGAAAUUCAGUUUUAGCAAUCAGUAAUUGUUCUUGGGGAAUCAAGCUACAAUUUUCAGUGCCUUGCAUAUAAACACUUGAAACACCAAAGCAUCUCCCAAAUCACCAGGCAUUUAAUAGGUAUUUGGACAGAAGAUGAUAAGGCAGAUUUUUAAUUCUACUUUUUACACUCUAUGAAUGUCUGAAGCAAUUUGACGUGCAUAGAAGGCAUGGCUUCAGCUUGCUUUGCUGGGAAAUGCAAAAUGAUACUGGUUGACACCACUGGGUACCAUUCUCUGUUAAAUGUUCUGCAGUCCCAGAUCAAAUACGUUAGGAGAAUUGAGGCUGCUGGACACCACUGAAUCUGCAAGGACAGAAUUCCCAUUUUUCUUACUGCGUGGAACUUUGUUGGACUAUCUCCAGGCAGCAUGCCAUCCAGCUAUUUUAAGUCCAGAUCAGUAUUGCUGUCAUGGGGAAAGCUAUUGCUGUAUGGUGUGUAUGUGAUGCUUCUAUACGUUUCUGAUUUCUGUGAAGUUAGUGAAUCAACUCUGAAGAGGAUGACUGUCUGUAUAUGUUUGUGGGGGACAGAAUCCAAGCAACUCCUUUCCCUACCACGAAGUAGUAUGAGAUCCUCCUUGCCCUUCUCCUUACCUGUUUUCUUUCCCUAAGAUCUUUCUCUAGGACAUGAAAUGGUGCUUGGAUCCGGCCAUCUGUUUGGCAUUGUCAGAACAUUUAUCAAUCCAUUGUUGGAAACUGAUUGCAUAGCUGAGUCUGCAAAUGUAGAGCACAGUUCUGUGUACCUGGAAAGUUAUGUCUCAUUGCCUUCAUUGGACUGGUCUGUGUGCCUGCUUCUCAGUCUGACUGUUUUUUUUUUCGUUUUUUUUUUUUUUUGGUACUAUACUUGGUCUCUGUCAGAAUCCUGCCAAAUGCUUGCUUGUUUACAGAAAAGCAAGAAAAACUGGCCUUAAGUCAGCCUUUGACAAGUGUGUAUUAACCACUAUAAAAUCCCCCUCUAGCUGAUAGAAAUAUGGUAUGCAUUCAGUUUGUAUGCGUCUGUGUCUGCGUGGGGAUGUGUGCAAAUGUGCACACAUGUACAACUGAAAUGUAUAUGUUCAUGCUGUGUGCGGUGAUGUUCUAUAUACUUGUUUAAUGUCCCUUUAAAUUUAGAAAUUAAAACGUAAUAAUAAUUUAAACUAGGUAUUUUUCAAUAUUCUUUGUUUAAUAUUUAAUUUUACUAUUUAUAAGUUGUACCUUUUUUUUGUACUGUUUUAACUCUUCUGUUCAACCAAUCUUCCCCAAUUGUUGAGAAAGUGAAUAGCAUGAUCAGUUAUUUAAUUAAUAUCUUAACACUCAUCCCUACACAUUCCUUUUAAGCAAAGUUUAUGCAUCUACAUCUAUAUAUAUAUAUAUGCAUAUAUAUAUAUAUAUAUAUAUAUGGCUGUACAUGUGUAUGUGUGUAUAUAUAUAUAUAUGUUUAUGUAUAUGUGUAAUUAAUUAGACACUACAUUUUUUAUAUAUGUAAACUUUUCUUCUGCCCCAGAUUAUAGAAAAUUUUACUAUCAUUUUAUUUAUUGGUGCUACUGUUAUUAUUGGUGUACUGUGGCUAAAAAAAAUCACUAGCCACACUGGUUAAUCUCAAAAUUCCAUAAGAAAUAUUUAUUUUUAGACAAAAAAUAUCUUU